Messenger RNA from Limulus polyphemus (Atlantic horseshoe crab), 6188 nucleotides. RefSeq lists its product as uncharacterized. The record is from RefSeq and is a predicted model, not a curated record. Gene Ontology annotation, molecular function: protein binding. Gene Ontology annotation, biological process: positive regulation of hippo signaling. Bases 572 to 3259 code for a protein of 895 amino acids. NCBI's taxonomy places the organism in Eukaryota, Metazoa, Arthropoda, Merostomata, Xiphosura, Limulidae. The transcript has 9 exons. Gene Ontology annotation, cellular component: cell junction; plasma membrane.
GUUUAGACUAUGAAAUCUUACUCUGUUGCUUUUCAACUGUGCAUAGAUAAAGAAAACACUAAAUUAUUGUCAUAACCUUUCUAGUCACCAAGUGCGCGUUUGCCAGAAAAUACACAUGCCACGUGUGUUCGCCAUAUCAUGCAGCUGUGGGUAUUGCAGACCCUUCCCUCCUUUGCUGAAAGAAGAGAGAAAGUAGCGACGUUAGCUAGCUAAUGACUAGACAUGUACAUCCUAAGUCUCUUUUCAGUAGGCAGAAAUGUAAUCUAGGUCAUGAAGAAGAGAGGCUCGUGUUUGAAAAUAGCGAAUGUUUUAGAAAUGUCCCGCUUGAAGUUUGAAAAAGUUAGUAAUCUUACUAUUCUAUUUAGAUGAGCCAGUUCUUAUCAAAACUCUUCGGUAACAUUAUUUAUAAUUUCGGAACUUGAUUUCGAACUCUUGUUGAAUAUUUAAUACACGAGUUACUGCGUUGAUGUGAUGUAAUUAAGAAUAGUAAUUUUGGAGAAAAAAAAAUAGAAGAAGAGAAUAAAUAUGGAGUGGAGCGUCAAAAUGGGACCGAUACAUAUAGGAAGAAGAAAUGAGACUGAAGUACAGUGGUCGCCACCUAGAAGAAGAUAGUUUUCUGUUAUCCAGUUCACAGUUGGACACCAAAGGAUUACAUCGUUCCAGAAUAAAUUCCAGAAUAGCUCCAGUAAACGUUAGGAUACAACGUGGUUGGCAUAGUCUUCAACUCACUGAAAACAAGCGCCACCUGGUGAAUUUCAAAAAUAGUCUGAAAGUUGGAUACCACCCCAGCCUCAUUUCACCUUUAGAAAAUGGAAGCGAUCGUGCAACGUCUUUGUCAUCUCCCGAAAUUAUUUAUCGAAAUAACAAUGUUGAAGAUGAGAGCUUUUCAGAGUCAGAUCAAGAUUGCAACGAGAUCAAUCUCCAUAUUCAAACGCUAACUUUACAGGAAAAUUCUGAAGUCAACGGAGAAAUCGAAAUAAGUGAUGAUUGUAACAAUAAUACUAAGAGUGCCAACAGUUUCAUUUCUAAACCAAUAGAAGACCCAGAUAGCGAAGACUCGCUCUUUUCUAAUAUAUUGGAUUCAUCUCAAGAUUAUGUGCUGGACCAUUUAGAAAACAAUAAUAAUGAAAAUUACAUUUCCGAAAGUGUAAUAAACCCACUGAAAGAACCGAUCAAAUUAAACGAACAAUGUCUUUCAGAAAAAUCAUUACGAAAAUUUCAUAGCCUUUCAUAUGAUGAAGUGACUCAAGAAGAGAGAGUUUGCUCAGUUUCGAGCGUGGAACAGGAACGUUGUAAGAAGUACAACUGUGCCAACUCUGAUUCCGGAAGUUCACACUUUGCGGAUAAAACUUCUAUGAGUGAAACAAGACCGUAUUCUGAUUUUGAUAUCAACAUGGCAACAGAAACGUUAAAUAAUUUCUCAAUGGCAACAAGUAAACACUGCGAUAUUCAGUGUUUGUUCAGCAAUCGAGAAGAAAUACAAAAUGUGAACAUUCGACAAAUAGACUCACAAUCAGCAAGUUUGGACGAACCAAAGAUUUUAAAUACAGCCUCAACCCUUCCCAAAAAUAUGACCAGUGAAUACCAAGAAAGGCUUAAGAACAAAGAUAAAAUGGAAGUUUCCACUUUACUAGGUUAUACAGAAAAAUGUGCUUUCGAUUCUGUUGAGAAAGAAAGAGAAAAAGGAAAAACUCGAGAUGAUGUAAACUUCAAACAUGGAAGAUGUGGUGCAAAUGUUGUGAUUAAUCCUUUCUCGAUGGAUCAUCCUUCAAGAUGUAAAGACAAUGAUGGUGAAAAAGGAGAAAAUUGUUUGGGAUCUUCUUGUGAAAAUUGUGAAGAAAUUCUAAAAAUGACUGAGUCUAUUCCUGAAAAAUUGGAAAAAACAAUUGAAAAAACACAUGAACUUGCAAAGACUCGUAUGUGUUCUGAAAAGAGAGCGGAACUCUUCGUGCCGGGCAUAGAGAUGGGGUUAGAGUCCAUAAAUGUUUCUACCAUAAAUUCCUUGCAGUGGCAACAAUCGGAUGAACGAAAUGCUAUUUCAUCAUCUGGAUAUGAUAUGAUACAAAGAGAAAACUCUUUUUUAAGGAAUGCUGAAGAGCAAAAAUGCAUGCUUUCUGAUAACAACUUAAAUAACAACAGUAUUACGAAUAACGCCGUAUUCAAGAGCGUGGCGGAAAAAGUUAUGUUACCUUCUCCUUUCUUGUCUGACUCAGAAAAACGAACAAGUUUAUUGGCGGGAAAAAACACAAGUAAAUCUAUACAUUCACAGAGAGAUAAUUGUAGUUCUUCAUUAGAAGGUUUUGGAAAUUUUGAGUUCUACAACAUUGAGACUACAAUGCCAAACAUUGAUUGGGAUGCAAUGGAGGCCCAUUUCAUUCGAGCCGCCGAGGAACCGAACUGGUUUUCACAGCAGCAUCAUGACCGAGAGGAAAUCCGCAGGAAGUUAGCUGUAGACUCGGAUAGUGAGGACUAUUUCUGUGGGAAAAAAGUCACCAAGAAACCAAGUCUCUCAACCAGACUUCAGAGUGGGAUGAAUCUUCAGAUAUGCUUUAUGAAUGAAACAGCCAGUGACCAAGAGAGUCAAGGAAGUGAUCACGACAUAGAAACUUCUUAUCGAAAAGAAAGUGUAUCUGAAGAGUUAUCAGUUGAAGAAACUGCUAGAAAUACUAAUGUUUCAGAUCAUAAUAAGAUAAAGUCAAGUACGUCAUUAACAGAAUCCUCAGGUAGUAUUGAAGUCACAGACACCAAGAGGCAGAGACCAUCUUUUUUCUUUAAUCGCCCUAGAAGUUGGAGCUUACGAUCAUCCCAAAAGAACAAAGAAAUCAAAGAGAAAAAUGAGAAGAUUGUAGAAGAUUUCGUUACCAGACAAGCUCGAUUGCAGUCAGAAGCAAGAGUGGCUUUAGCCCAAGCUAAAGAUAUGGCUCGCAUGCAGAUGGAAGUUGAGAGGCAAAGAAAAAAGAAAUCUCCCAUUGCAGAUAUAGUUGGCUUCCCUCUUCCUGAUGGUCAUCGCCACCUUACUCGUCAGACUUUAAGUGAUCUGAAUAUAGCACAGCUACAAGUAAUAGUCAAUGACUUACAUACACAGAUAGAAAGCUUCAAUGAAGAUUUGGUACAGCUACUGUUAGAAAGAGAUGAUCUUCUUAUGCAGCAAGACUCCAUGUUAGUAGAUAUAGAGGACCUCACAAGAUACCUAGGUGCAAAGAAUGAGGCACUGAGUAACCAACAAAGUGUAGAGAAAACUGGCUCACUCUUGAAGUAAACACUACAGGAAGUCACAUCUCAAAGAGUUUAUAAGUCACUAUAAGGUCAUCAGUUAGUUAUGUGUUGGACUCUGAAAUAUACUUGUGUUUCAUUUACUGUCGAUAUGGAUCUUAUCAGGGUACUGGAGAUUAAUAUAUAUAUAUAUAUAUAUAUAUAUACCAUACGUACUUAACUGUAAAUUUGUGUACAAUUUACUAUGUUGGUCAUUGAUCACAUUUUCUUCCUAUUUUUGAGUAUAAUUAGUACAGUAAUGUAACUGAAAAAAAUAGCUUUAUAUUGAGCAUAAGUAUUGAUAACAAUGAUAAAGAGAAUUUUUCUUGAGUACGUUUUUUGUUGCUAUUUGUUUUGUUAUAUCGUACAGAAGUCAGCAUCAGAUGUGAUAACAUCUAACGGGGUUAAGAUGUGUAGUGAUGUACAUUAUUAUUAAGAAUAUAGAAUAAGAUAUCUCUAAAGUCAGUGUAAAAUCCAAAGGUUAAGUUAGAAAAUGGGCAACGUAAUUCGAUAAUAUGAUUCAUAAGAAGGUGAGAAUGCUUACUGAGAAACUAAAUAAUAUCAUAAUAGGAUCUGGUGAUUAAGAUCGUAAAAAACUAAAUUUGCACAAGAUCAUAAUUUGAAAACAAUGUUGGUAAGCCAUCAACCAAACCAAAGUAUAAUUUCACCAAUUUAAAAUCCUAAAUACUGUAAUUAUAAUUUCACUGGUUUGUUUGUUUGAUGUUAAGCCCAAAGCUGUACAAUGGGCUAUCUGUGCUCAGACCACCACGGAUAUCGAAAACGGUUUCUACCGUUGUAAGUCCGUAGGCAUACCGCUGUGCCACUUCAGGUAUGAUAAAAUGUUUUGUUUGUAAAUUCUUAUAGUUGAGUUAAGCCUUUGUCAAUCGUUGUGUUUAAAUGUUUCAAGUAUUUUAGCUAUAUAGAGCUGCAUAGCAAAGUCAGAGUAGUCAACAUGGUUUAAGAAGAGUAACGUCACAAAAACUUUGUGAGGGAGUAAAGAAGGCUGAACUCUCGUGGCCCCUUAAUUCAGCUUGGGGCUCUUUGCUAUGUCAUUAUUUGCUUAUAUGCGUUAAUCCGGCCUGACUAGAAAUGUCUCGCAGAACUACCAUUUGGGAGCACUCCUACAGCUUGGGGGCGCCUCCGAAAUGACAACUGUGCAUGGUUUCUUUGUUAUAUUAUAUAGCUUUGGCACAAUUUGUUUUAUAAUCUUAGGCAACCAUUUUAGAAGAUGUCAUCGGUUUUAUUUUUGCUCUUAGGUUUAAAAGCACUUAUAGUUUUUUUUUAAGUCCUGAAGAUUUGUCAAAGUAAAAUGUAAACUUUGAAAUUAACUUUGUUUAGUCGUACCGUCUUUAUAUGUUAAGCCUGAUUAUAAAAGUCUUGAGCUACCUCUUACUAUAUUGUCACUAAAUAUUUGGAGGGGGGGUCUAUUAAUGGGAAAAGGAGUGGGAUUAGCUAUUAGACAAAUGUCACAUUAUAUCUAAUCCUUGGAUGAGUACAUGAAACACGGGUUUAUUGAUAAAAGUAAGGGAUUUCAGUCUGUGUAGUUAAUAGGGACAAAUAUAAGGUUGAGAAAACUGUUAAUUUGAAGCAUCAUGGGAAAUAAUUUAAGAUGCUUCCUUGCAGCUUCAUGCAUUAUUUUGGAGUCUCUGACUGCUAUGUAGAUAAUCAUCUUGAAAAGAAUCGUAAUUGUUCAGUCACUUUAGUUGGCUGGCGUUCGUGGCUUAACCCUUUUCUUUUUCAGGAAAAUAUGGAAAUAAGAAAUACAUUCUCUUCAUAAAGUAAUAGAAUUGUAUUGUUUACGUUUCGUGUAAGGUUUACAAAAAAAAAUUUCUGGAAGUAAAUGGUAAAUAUUGAUUAUUUUACUAAAAAAGCUGAUAGUCCUUCAAUAGUUUUGUAGUUCUAGAAAAUUUUCAACAAUCUAGAAAAUUAAUAUUGUAUUUAUAGUGAGCAUGCUUAAACGUACUGACAAGAUUAAGAGUACGUCUAUGAGAAAAACCUUUUCAUUAUCAUUAAAGGUAAUAGCAUAAUUUCUGCCCCAAGUAUAUGUAUACAUUGUCACAAGUUGUCAGAAAAUGUUAGUUGCGAUGUGUGUGUAAUAAAUUUUGUUUGCUGCCACUUUUGUCAAACGUACCAAUGAGAUUAAUAAUUUAGUUUGGCAACUAAUAAUGAAAUGUUAUUACAAUUGUUAACUGUACUCAUGUAAAUAAAUACAUGUUUGAGUGUGUGAAAAGAGAUAAAAAAAAUCGUUGGUGUUCAAAAUAUUGCUCAUUAUGUAUACUUUUUCAAAACUUUGAACGUAUGUGUCAUCCUCACUGCCAGCCUGACACAAAAUUUUCUCUUAAACAUCGUGUGAAAAAAGACCUCAAAAUUUUGUCGUUCAGUUUCGUGGUUUUUGUUGCUGUUUUUUAAAUAAAUGGCUUCGCAUAUUUAUAAUUUUAGUUUUCAUCAUUUUUUUUUUUGUAAAGAGAAAUAGGUUUUUCAACCAAAAUCAUUUUUUCAUGAAUGUCUUUACUGUGUGUUGUUCAAUCGCAAAUACAAUUACGUUCGCUUGUUAAACUCGUGUAACUUUCAUUCUUCACUGCCAUCAAUAAAUAUUCUGAGUAUGUAGGCUAGAUAUAAAAAGAUUUGACAAUGUACUGUUUCCAAGGCACAUUUUGUAGAGGAUAAAUGUUUGUGUGUAUUUAAUAAAGACUCCAAAAGAAACUCCAAAGUUACAUAUUGAGUCAGUAAGUAUCACUAGAUGGCGCUUUUAAUAUUGAUAUUUUCACCUCUUUAAAAAAAACUUCCAUAUCCUCAUUUUUGUUUAGUAGCCUUAUACUCGUGUCAUUAUUAUGUCUUUCUAUGUUCCUUAGGUAUUCCAUAACAAUUAUUGAAUAAAAAUCAGAGAUUAUAUCUUUGUAGUUCUUUCUUUGUAAACUUUUAGUAUGUGAUUUGAC